Molecule: messenger RNA, 2673 nt
Organism: Rosa chinensis
Lineage: Eukaryota; Viridiplantae; Streptophyta; Magnoliopsida; Rosales; Rosaceae
Product: receptor-like protein EIX2
Exons: 1
Coding region: 1-2673 (890 amino acids)
Molecular function (GO): protein binding
Source: RefSeq, a predicted model, not a curated record
AUGUGCCAGGAAAGUGAAAGGCGUGCUCUGCUUCAGCUUAAGCAAGGCCUUGUGGACGAGUUUAAUGUUCUUGCCUCUUGGGGAAGCAAGAAAGAUUGUUGCGAGUGGAGAGGAAUAGCAUGCAACAACCAAACAGGUCAUGUCAUCACCCUAAAUCUCUCUAAUAAUUCUUCUGAUGAUUACAUUGAUGCUGAAGCUUCUUUAAGAGGUGAAAUUGAUCCUUCACUACUUGAAUUGCGAUAUCUAAAUUACUUGGACCUCAGUUUUAAUGAUUUUGGAGGAAUUAUGAUUCCCAAGUUCAUUGGCUCUUUGACUCGAUUGAAAGAACUCAAACUUGCAAGAGCUAAUUUUAGUGGACCUGUUCCUUCCCAACUUGGAAACCUCUCUAAUUUGCACACUCUCGAUCUUGAAGGCAACUCUGAUGUGAGCUUUGAAAGUCUCGAGUGGUUAUCUCAUCUUUCUUCCUUGAGAUACCUUAACAUUUCUGAAAUAGAUUUGUCUCGGAAUAGAAAUUGGCCACAAUCUUUAAGCAAGCUGACUUCAGUGAUAGAGCUUCAGUUAUUUGAGUGUGAUCUCAGUGUCAAUCUAAGAUCACUUUCCUCUAUCAAUUCUUCAGCCUCUUUCCAAGCCAUUGACCUCUCUUUUAAUUCUCUUAAUUCUUCAAUAUUUUAUUGGAUAGCCAAUGUUAGCAGCAGCAACCUUGUCCAUAUUGGAUUGAGUGGUAAUUACUUACAAGGUCCCAUCCCAGAUGUUUUCACAAACAUGGCUUCUCUAAAAUUUCUUGACCUGUCUGAAAACCAAUUUGAAGGUGGAAUACCAAAAUUCUUUCAAAGCUUACGCAGCUUAGAGUCCUUGCAUUUAGAGUGGAACCAAUUCUCUCAAAACAUUGAGGAGUCUGUAAAGAUCUUGUCUUGUGCUGAUAAUACACUCAUGGACUUGGACUUGAGCCAAAACCGAUUUUGGGGUUCAUUAGGGCUAGAUUUUACAAGUUUUACAGAGCUAAAAUUUUUAUCCCUUUCCCAAAAUCUGCUAAAUGGUUCUCUACCAGAGAGUAUAGGGCAACUUUCUAGCCUUGAAGCUUUGGACCUUUCUGGGAAUUCGUUGAAUGGUGUCAUAACAGAAGCCCACUUUUUGAACCUCUCUCGUUUACAGGCCCUGGAUGUUUCUGAUAAUCCGGCUUUGUCUAUCAAUCUGAGCUCAAAUUGGAAUCCACCAUUUCAACUUAAUGAGUUGUACAUGUCCUCUUGCAAAGUGGGCCCAGCUUUCCCCAAAUGGAUUCAAACGCAGAGAAAUCUUACUAAUCUUUGUAUCAACAAUGCUGGAAUAUUGGACUCAUUGCCUGAGAAAUUCUUGGAUCAAUUUUCUGGCUUAGAGGACCUAGAUCUUUCCCUGAACCAAAUCCAUGGCAAAUUGCCGAAUUUUUCCUCAAGCUUAUUGACAUAUGUCAACUUGUCUUCUAAUCUGUUUUCUGGUGCAUUGCCAUCAUUCCCUCCAACAAUCCAAUAUUUGAUCCUCUCGGGAAACAAGCUUUCUGGACCCCUGAGUUCCUUGUGUGCAACACAGGCUCCAAAUUUCUUCCUUCUCGACCUUUCUGUGAACCUAUUGUCAGGGGAACUUCCUAAAUGCUGGAUGCAAUUUCCGGCAUUACAGUUACUGAAUUUAGGAAAGAAUAAAUUUUCUGGGAAACUACCAAGCUCGUUAGGCAAUUUACAAUUAUUGUGGAUAUUGCAUUUACAUGGUAACAACUUUUCUGGAGAACUGCCUUCUUUGGAGAACUGUACAAAACUAGGAGUUCUUGACCUUGGAGCAAAUAAAUUAUCCGGAAAAAUCCCACCAUGGAUAGGCCAAAGCCUAACACAGUUGUUUGUUCUACGCCUACGGUCUAAUGAGUUCCACGGAAUCAUACCCUCAUCCCUGUGCAGUUUAAGCUCCAUUCAUGUUUUGGACCUCUCUCAGAACAAUUUAUCAGGAGCCUUGCCGCAUUGCUUCAGUAACAUAACAGCUUCAUCUGAUGACACAAGUGUUUUUGGAUUUGUAGAAAUAGUGUGGAAAGGAGUAGAGAUUGAGUUUGGGGGAAAUCUUGCACAUGUGAGAAGCAUUGACAUUUCAAGCAAUCACUUGGUUGGGGAUAUUCCUGAAAAUAUAACAAGCAUGCUAAUGUUGAAUUCUCUAAACCUCUCAGGAAACAAUUUGACAGGGAAGGUUCCUGAAAAGUUUGGUAACCUGAACAGCUUAGAAUCUCUUGAUUUGUCAAGAAACCAGAUAUCUGGUAGAAUUCCUUCAAGUUUUUCGAGCUUAAACUUUCUUAGUGUCUUGGACUUAUCAUACAACGACUUGUCUGGAAGAAUUCCUCUAGGCACUCAACUUCAGUCUUUUAAUGCUUCUGCCUAUAUGGGAAAUAGUGGACUUUGCGGACCACCACUUACACAACAAUGCCCUAGAGAUGGAACAAUUACUGGUACUGAAAAUGAUGAUGAUGGUAUCAUAAGCAUGGGAUUCUUUGUCAGUACAGUGCUUGGAUUCGCCACUGGAUUUUGGAUAGUCUGUGGCAGUUUACUGCUUAAGAGCUCUUGGAGACACGCCUAUUUCAGGUUCCUGGAUGAUACAAGAGAUUUGGUUUAUGUCAAAACUGCUGUGUACAAGGCAAAAAUGCAGAGGAGACUUCACAGAUAA